UGUCCCGCGCGGGGAGGGGAAGGGGGGCUGCGCAGGGGGCCCAGCGCAGCCCGCGCGGAUACUGCGCGGCCCUACGCCGCUAUCCGGGCCCGCGAGGGUGAGGCUAGUGCCAGGGGCGGGGGAACGAGAGCGCUGGGGCAGCGCGCAGUGACCGGCCCGGGUGGGAGGCCGCUAGUGGCUCCCUUAGGGGGAAAGGCCUCGGGACAGCGACGGGCCUGUGUGCGAUCCGGGUUUGCGCUGAUCCCCCGGCGGUAGCGGGUUCCCAGCUGAGGGGCCUCUCCCAAGCUUGUCCUGCCCCGGCUGGGAAGUUUUUCCUGCUGGUGAGAUGUGACCCGAGGUUGAACUGAAGCCACCACCCUCAAGGGGAAGAGCUCGGUGCCCCUUUGCUGGCCCGGAGUUCGUGUGUCUGAUACAAAAACUCGCAUUGGGCUCUGCUAGGAGUAACUCGGGGUAGACAAUUAUUUUUUGUCAAGGUCCAAAUUUCUUCAUCAAGGUAUAGCCAAGAUACAGAUUACAGAGAAGAAAAUAAUAAAUCCCCAAUAAUGAUAAAUAAAUAAAAAAUAUUUUGGAGGUCUGUUCAAAGGUGACUGGUAGUCCGGAUGUGUCCCACAGUCUGCCUGUUGACUACCCGUGGAGUAACUAAUCCAAACUGAUUUUCCUAUCCCGUUCCGUGCUACUCAGUUUUUGUCCAAGUCCCUUUCCUGUGUUGUCAGGUUUGACUUAUCCAGGUGCAGCAGGGAAAUCUUAAAAUACAUAUAACCCUCAUUUCUCUCCUCUGGCAAGUCAAAUGCUAGAAGAAAAAUCUUUAGGGGACCUCAGAUGGCAGCAGGAGAAAAGAAUCUAUCACCCUAAUUGCUUAGCUCAGUAAUGACAUUUUAAGAGGGACACUUGCUACUAGCCGCCAUGUUUGUUCUAGUGGAGAUGAUGGAUACGGUACGGAUUCCUCCGUGGCAGUUUGAAAUGAAACUCAAUGACUCCAUUGCCGAAGAGCUAAAUAAGAAGUUAGCUAACAAGGUUGUGUACAAUGUUGGCCUCUGCAUCUGUCUGUAUGACAUCACAAAGCUGGAAGACUCGUACAUAUUUCCUGGGGAUGGUGCAUCGCACACUAAAGUGCAUUUCCGGUAUGUGGUAUUCCAUCCCUUUCUGGAUGAGAUUCUGAUCGGGGAGAUUAAAGGCUGCAGUCAGGAUGGAGUUCAUGUUUCUCUUGGUUUCUUCGAUGACAUUGUCAUCCCUCCAGAGUCCUUGCAGCAGCCAGCUAAGUUUGAUGAAGCAGAGCAGGUCUGGGUGUGGGAGUAUGAGACAGAAGAAGGAGCUCAUGACCUGUACAUGGACACAGGGGAGGAGAUCCGCUUCCGGAUAGUGGAUGAGAGCUUUGUUGACACAUCUCCUACAGGUCCAAGCUCCACAGAGGCCUCCACCUCUGGUGCCACAGAGGAGGUACAGAAGAAGGAGGCACCCUACACUCUAGUGGGAUCUAUCAGUGAGCCUGGCCUGGGCCUCCUCUCGUGGUGGACAAACAGUUAGCAGCAGUCAGAACUUGUUCUGCAUGGACCCUACAGGAUGGAUGCUUUCAGGGAUUGCAGGAGCCAGCUGGUGCUCUGCUCCCCUCCAGGCAGUGGACAAGAAAGCAGGGCUUCCAUGUUCCUGUCUUUGCUCCCCACCAGUUCGAGCUGACAACUGCCAAGAAAUACCUCUGUUAGAACUGUACAAGUAAAACUACAGACAUGGAAGGGCUGCCCUGUUACAUGAGCCCAGCAGCCACAAACCCAUCUGGGACUUUGACAUCCUGGAAAGCAGAGCAAAAUUGGGUUCAAAUGCCAAAGAAAGUCUCUGCUGUCUUGAAAAAGAGCAAUCUGAGUUGUUAUAGUGGCAGGACAAGUGGUGCUGUCUGGCCAGAAGAAACUGGUAAUUUUCUACCAUACCCAGUCUCCUGGCUUGAGAAAUGUAAGGAGAGGUAUAAGCAAAGGCCAGUCUCUCCUUUAGUGGAAGUAUUCAUAUCUCCUUGGCACAAAACAAGGUGCUGCUGCUGUCUCAACAUGAGAGAAAACCGCAAAGUAUGGGAAAGGGAUAUGUUGGCUCUUAGGCCAUUGUAAACCCUGGUGAUGAAAGGAUGGGGAAGGGUUUGAGAGCUGGGGCAAGGAUGGGAAUCCAGCCCAUAGAGGAUUCACUUCACUGUACAAGGGAGCUGGAGUUCUAUUACAUGAAUUGCCAUGAAGAUGGAAGGGUGACCGCUUACUAGGAAGCAAUUUAGCUUCUGUUUCUAAUCUUUUGCUGUCCUCUGAAAACAACCACCUGCUAUGGUGCUGAAGUGAGAUGCUGUAAAACAGUGGAUGGACUGUGGUUUUAUGCAAAACAAGCUCAAUUCUACUAGUGGCUUGGCUGAAAUGGUCACUUAAUUUUAGAGGAGAGGCCAUAUUGCUGAGUAAAGCCAUAUUUCCAAUCCCUUAGGGGGCAGGAAGGCUGGUUUUAAUAGUAGAUGAAUAAAUGUUAUUACUGGCCAUACACAACCCAGCUUCCUCUCUAUCAGGAAAAGACAAACCCACCUCCUGCAGCCUGGGAUGCUUACUCCAUCUCAAUGCAGAUACUUUCUGGUUUCUACUUUGAGGAACAGCAUUAAACACAUAGGAACCAAACUCAAUUACUUUUGCUGACAGCACUGAAAGGAAAGCAGGGAACAAAAAGUUAGUGGGAGUCUGUGCAGGGCAGGGAGCCAGGAGUGUGAUGUGUUUUGCAUGAUUAAAUAGCAGCCAUUUUGGGGGGCUAGAAUUCCAUUGGAUGGUGGUUCUGCUGAUCUCAAACCAUGAAUGCAAAGCUUAAGUCACUGGAACCAUUCUUACAAUAUAAUUACAGCCCCUUAGUUCUGAGCUUGGCUACUGCUGGUUCAUAGAUUUAAUCAAAAAGAAGUCUAGAAUUCAUCUUCUCUCAGCCAUCUGAAUUCAUAAAGUCCCCUCUGUGCUGUCACCAGCUUCUCUAAUGAAGUAUAGCAACACUGACCGACCAACCAUUGCUC
Terrapene triunguis (Three-toed box turtle) is the source of this 3010-nucleotide messenger RNA. RefSeq names its product RNA polymerase III subunit H (gene POLR3H). Gene Ontology annotation, cellular component: RNA polymerase III complex. The record is from RefSeq and is a predicted model, not a curated record. Bases 904 to 1524 code for a protein of 206 amino acids. Gene Ontology annotation, molecular function: DNA binding; DNA-directed RNA polymerase activity. Lineage: Eukaryota; Metazoa; Chordata; Testudines; Emydidae. The transcript has 7 exons. Gene Ontology annotation, biological process: transcription initiation at RNA polymerase III promoter; DNA-templated transcription.